Molecule: messenger RNA, 1347 nt
Organism: Triticum urartu
Lineage: Eukaryota; Viridiplantae; Streptophyta; Magnoliopsida; Poales; Poaceae
Source: RefSeq, a predicted model, not a curated record
GCGAGGCAGCGAGCGAGCCCUUCCAUCCCACCCCACCCCACCGGUGCCUGCCUGCCCGUGCGCACGGCCACGCUCCCCCCAGAGCCAGAGGCAGAGGCAGAGGCGAGAGAACCAACCCGAGGCCAGGCGGCGAUGGUGUCGGACUCGGAGCUGGUGGAGCGGCUGCGGGAGGUGCUGCGGGAGUCGGACCUCACCACCACCACCACCGGCGCCCUGCGCCGCCGCCUCGAGGAGGACUUCGGCGUCGACCUCUCCGACAAGAAGACCUUCGUCCGGGAGCAGGUCGACCUCCUGCUCUCCGAGUUCGCCGACAAGGCCGAGCCGGAGGAUGCGCCCGUGGAGGAGGAGGAUCCGGGGGAGGUGACGCCGGAGGCCGGGGAAGGGGGUGAGGAGAAGGGCGAGGGGGACGAGGAGGGGGCCGAGCAGCAGGAGGGGGAGGGGGAGGAGGAAGAAGAGGAGGAAGAGGAGGAGGAGGAAGAGGAGGAGAGUGGCGGCGGCCGGAAGAAGAAGCGGCGGUUGGGUGAUGGCAAGAAAAAGGCUGGUGGCUUUACAAAAUUAUGCAGCAUUUCCCCAGCACUUCAAGAGUUUGUCGGUGCCUCUGAGUGUGCCAGGACAGAGGUUGUCAAGAAGCUUUGGGCAUAUAUUCGAGAAAAUAAUUUGCAAGACCCAAGCAAUAGGAGGAAGAUUCUGUGUGAUGAUAAUCUGAAGAAGAUUUUUAACGUCAAUUCAAUUGAUAUGUUCCAAAUGAAUAAAGCUUUGACCAAGCACAUUUGGCCAUUGGAUUCUGAUGGUCCCGUCUCACCCAAAGAGAAGUCGACACCCAAAGAGAAGUCGACACCCAAAGGGAAGCCUCAAAAGAGAGACAGAAGUGAAGGAAACAAGCAAAAAGGUGGAUCCUCUGGGUCUACUUCUGGUCUUCUUGCGCCCCUUGUACUUUCGGAUGAUUUAGCAAAAUUUAUUGGCACCGGUGAGAAUAUGUUGUCACGAUCUGAUGUAGUGAAGAGAAUGUGGGAUUAUAUCAAAGACAAUAACUUACAGGAUCCUUCUGACCGGAGGAAAAUAAUCUGCGACGAGAAGCUGAAGGAUCUAUUCCAGGUUGAAUCAUUCACUGGAUUCACUGUGUCGAAGCUGCUGAACCCCCAUUUUACAAAGGCAAAGUAGGGAGGCUGCACCACCCCCGGCCCGCGGCACCCAUAAGGACGGGUGGUUUUGCUUUUCUUGUUUUGCAGUAAAUCUGUAACCGUGGAACAUGUAGGAGUCAUCAUCAGAGAAAUGUGGAACCUUAACUUGUGUGAAUUCCGGUUGGACUUUUCCCCCAUUUAUCAAUGGUAGGGUCUUCAGUGUCUA